Messenger RNA from Panicum virgatum (switchgrass), 1984 nucleotides. RefSeq names its product disease resistance protein RGA2-like. The transcript has a single exon. Lineage: Eukaryota; Viridiplantae; Streptophyta; Magnoliopsida; Poales; Poaceae. The coding region runs from base 208 to 1752 and encodes 514 amino acids. Gene Ontology annotation, molecular function: ADP binding. The record is from RefSeq and is a predicted model, not a curated record.
ACGCUUGAUCAGCCAGCCUCAGCCAUUCUGCCUCUGACACGCUCACACACCUCUUGAGCCUUUCAUCAUGUCGCUUUCCCGCCAACAUACCCGUCUCCUCCGCUCAGACCCGCCCGGUGACCAAGUCCAAACGCAUCCUUCUCCCGAAAACCUGAACCUCCCAAGAUCGAUCGAUCGAUCUACCCCUACUCGCCGGAGGACCUCGCCAUGGCGGACGCCAUCGUCUCCGCCGUCAUAGGCGAUGCCGUCAGCAGGGUGAUCUCCCUCCUCACGGGACGCUUCGGCGCCGGCCACCAGCAGAGCACCGAGGCCAAGCUGCGGAGGAUCUGCCGCACGCUCGUCAGGGUCCACGCCGCGGUGGAGGAGGCCAGAGGGCGGCAGAUCACCAACGGCGGCGCCCUCCGGUGGCUCUCGGAGCUCAUCGACGGCGAGUACCAGGCCCGGUACCUGAUCGACACGGUUGGCCUAGGCCGCGGCGACGAGCAGGUGCCGCCAUCUCCGCGAGAUUCCUCCACGACGUCCACGUCCCCGUUCAACCCUGCGAAGCGCGUGCGGGUCGCCGUGAAGAGGGCUCUGUCGCGCCGCGAUCCCGGUGGUGCCGACGGCGACGACAUCGACGGGGCUCUCGAGAGCUUGCAGGAGGUCUCGGCCCAUCUCGGUGAGUUCAUCCUGCUCCUCCAAGGCUGCCGCCCGAUCCGCCGUCCCCUGCCAACGAGCAUCCUCGUCGACGGGCAGAUGUUCGGCCGGCACGUGGAGAAGGAGCGGGUCAUCAACUUCCUGCUCCACGGCGGCGGCGGCGCCGGGGAGCUGGGCGUGCUCCCCGUCGUCGGCGCCAUCGGGGCCGGCAAGACGACCCUGGUGCAGCACGCCUGCGACGACGAUCGGGUGCGCGCCCACUUCCCCGCGAUCCUCUUCUUUAACUUCUCGUGCACCUACGCCAUCGCCGCGAGCGGAGGAGCCGCCGCCGCCCUCCGGUCCAAACACGUCAUCGGCGGCGACGCUCCGCUCAGCCUGAUGAGCGACCCGCUGCGGUGGAUCAAGGGGAAUUUCCAGAGCAGGAGGUUCCUGGCCGUGUUCGAGGACGUCGACAUGCGCGGGAAGCAGAGGCUGGAGGAGCUCCUGCGCAAGCUGCGGUGCGCUGCGCGGGGGAGCAGGGUCAUCUUCACGACGAGCGACCGGCGCGUCUCGACAUUGUUGGGAACGGUGGAGCCGGUCGUGCUCAGGGUCCUGCCCCGGCCGGAGUACUGGUUCUUCUUCAAGGCGCACGCGUUCGCCGGCAGGGACCUCGAGGAGUGCCCGAGGCUGGUGGCCGCGGGCAUGGCGAUUGCCCGGAAGCUCAGCGGGUCCUUCUUCGGAGCCAAGAUUGUGGGAGGGCUGCUCAGGGACCAUCCGGACCCCAGGUUCUGGGGCAGGGUGCUGGGGAGCAACAUUGGGGGCCUGUCCCUGCUCGGCGAUGGCAUCGGUUACAUCGCGGAUUUGGCCGAGAACCUGCUCCCGGAUCAUGUGAACGUUCACCAGGUGACCAUCUCCAAGGCCCCCUUCGCCUCACAGGUAGAGCUGCCAAGAUUCCAGGACCUGCUGGUGCGUGAACCCGGCUUGGCAGGGAACACCAGCUUUGUCAGAGUGCUGCUGUGCAAGUCGGUGAUGCCGUUCUACAGCACUCACUACAUUGCUUCUUGCACUGUUGGCUCAGGAAACAGUUGGUACGAGCGCGCUAUGGUUCCAUCUAGUUUCUUGUUGGAUCAUGUGUAGAGCUCUAGAUAGCGUCAAGUGAAAGCCAAGCUUGUAUGUCUGUCAUCCAUGAUCCAGCUCCAGCAGUGCUUCCUUCUGUACAUGUGUUCUCAGAGUAGGAGCUCUGUUGUUUAUGCCUGUCUUUCUGUAGUUUCUGAAGUAUAUGUAUAACGCCUGUCAUUUUUCUUCUUCCUAAAUGCCGGCGAAAGAUUGCAUUCAGAGCAAUAACCUCAAAGGAUUUCCAUGUCAGGUA